AAAGGAUGGCUAUCUUGGAUACAACCUAAUUAUCACAGCAAAAAUAAUUAUGGAGUGUUUUUAAAAUGCUUAGAGCAGCAAUAGGAAGAAACAAAAUAGAGUCUAUCGGCAUCUGCAAGAGACAGAUGAGAGGUUUCACACGAAGGGCAUCUUUCCUCUGUGUGCUGGCUUGAUGGUUCCCGUACUUCUGAGACCGAACAAUUGAAACAGAAGUAUCCUCUCAGUUUCUCCUAAAGUCCUAUAGACAAAUUCCUAAGCUGGCUUUUGCUCUGCUGUCCUAGACAGCAGCUAAAUGCCAUCCAUCUCUGCACCCAGGCUCAAUGGCAGCACUUGGAAGCUGCUUCCUGAAUUUAUGUAAUAAAAUACCAGAUCUAAUGUUGGAAAACAGCUCUCCAAAGAGAGACAUGCAUGCUCAGACUUCUAGGCAAUAGAUUCUGGAUUCAGAAUAUGAGGGGAUGAUGUUACUAGCUCUGCUGAGCACCAACCACUUCUGCCAUAGCAUUUUCAAUAAAGAAUUAUAUGACCUUACUAUUUCAUCUUGCAGUUCCAAAACCAAUAAACAACAGAAUGUGAGGAAGGAAUUAUAGUCCCUAGAAAUAGCAGUACUCCCUGCUCCUUAGAGUUUAGAUUUAGUUUCAGUGUGUGCCAAGGUAUAGUAUAAGACCCAAUGAUUCUUCCAGUCUUCCUAACUGGAGGGGUGGAGGAACCUCCAUUAUGUUAGAUCAGUUUUAUUUCUUAGUGGAGUUUUGGAUGAUGGUUUUAUCUUGGGUUGGGAAAACUAAACUCUGGUUUUUAGUUUUUCCCAACUCAAACGUAGGUGUGAGUUAGUUUGUGUGAGUCUAGUUAGUUAGAAAUCUCAGUAAAUUAUCCUUUAAUUACAUAGAGCUUUGGAAAGAAUGCUUCCUGAGCUCAGAGACAACACUGUUACACUUGGUAGAUCAUACUAUAUAUUUCUUUAAAUGAGCUGUUACCCUAAUAGGUCAGCAUCUAUUCCUAUUCGAGUCUUUAUUGAAACAAUAAUAAGAACACUUACAGUCUAAUUAAUUUAUCUGAAGCCUUAAAAAAAAAAAAAGAGAGAGAAGAAAACAUAGUGGCAUAUUUAACUAUGCUUAACUAUUUACCACAGCAGUCUAUCACAGUUACAGUGAGGUAUUUAAAAAUAAGAACUAUAUAGUAUGAGAGAAUCACAGAAAGGUUUGGGUUGGAAAAGACCUUAAAGAUUAUCCAGUUCCAACCUCUUGCCAUGGGUAGGGGUGCCACCCACUAGACCAGGUUGAUUAAAGCCACAUCCAACUUAGCCUUGAACACUUCCAUAGAUGGGACAUCCAGAGCUGAGAGGAACCUGUUGCAGUGCCUUAUCACCCUCUGAAUAUGGAUGGUUUUUUCCUAGCAUCUCAUCUAAAGCUCUCUUCUUUAGUUUAAAACCAUUUACCACUUGUCCUAUCACUAUGUGCCCAUACAAAAAGUCCCUCUCGCUCUCAUAUGAGUCUACAUCAAGUGUCACAGAAUUGGGUUGGAAGAGGCCUCUGGAGAUCAUCUAGUCCAACUCUCUUGCCAAGCCAGGUUCACCUCCAGCAGAUGACACAGGAGCUCCUCCAGAUGGGUUUUGAAGGUCUCCAGAGAUGGAGACUUCAUGACCUCUGUUCCAGUGCUCUGCCACCCUCAACAUAAAGUUCUUCCUCAUGCUGAGGUGAAACUUCUUGUGUUUUAGCUCAUGUCCAUUGCUCCUCGUCCUGUCGCUGUGCACCACAGAAAAGAAUCUGGCACCUUGGCACCCUUGGCACCUGCCUUUGACACAUUUGUAUGUAUUAAUGAGAUUUUCUCCCAGCCUUUUCUUCUCUGGACUAAACAGGCCCAGCUCCAGCAGCCUCUCCUCACGAGACAUGUGGAAGACCACAACAAGGUCUCCCCAGAGCCUUCUCCUCUCCAGGCUGAACAACUUCGGCUCUUUCAGUUUCUCUUCAGAGGAGAGGUGCUCCAGACCACUGAUCACCUUGCAGCUUGUAUCAUUGGGGAACUACCUCUAAUUUUCAUUUGUACGAUCGGGAUAGAUGCAAAAUGGUACUUCUGGCUUGCAGGUUUCCCAUGUAGGCAGGCAGAGAUGGCAGGAAGCUUUCUUAAUUACAGGGUUAUUGUUUCUAAAGUCGGGCUCUAGCCCCCGCACCGUCUCUCGGCGGGCGCCCGCCUGGCAGGGGCCGCCUUGGGCCGGGCCUCCCCCGGCAGGUCGCGGCUCCUCCCCGCCGCUCUGACUCACGGCCCGGCCCCACUUACACAAACUCUGCGGCCGGUGCCGCGCUGGGGCCGCCCGCCGUGAGGGAGCGCGGGGCAAGAUGCCCGUCCUGAGGGGACGGAGCCUUCGUGGCGGGCUAGCGUGAGAGUGCUCCCGUCCGAGGGACGAACGACGGCCCCGCUGUCCCGUCGCGGACGGCGAUUUAUCUGGGUGGCCACCUCCCUCCCACUUUCCUUGCUUCCUUCCCGGAGCCGGUGGUUUCGGCGGAGAGGGAGUGCAGCCCGCCUGGCUCCUCCCCGGAGAAACUUUCUGUCGUCAGGCGCGCCAGCGUCGGUCGCAAACUUCUGGGAAAGAGAGGAGCCAGGCUUCGAGCAGGGCUGCGUGAGCGGGCGAGGUGAGAGCAUGGGAUACGCGCGUUUAUUUUCCGGAAGGCUUUUCCUCCCAAGUGUGACGCCUAACGGAGUGCCAGAUUUCUGUGGGUAUCAAUCUCACCAUGAUGCUUGAACAUCUGUAGCUCACUGGAAGAUUUAGAAAAGAAACUCAGCAUGACCUAGUUGGCUCGACCUGUGAAAAUUUUAUAAUGUCCUCUGGAACAAGUAUCAGCAGAAAUAGGCAGGCUCCCAGCCUGCAGGGUGUUGACCCAGAAACAUGCAUGAUAGUGUUUAGAACACACUGGGCACAGGUUCUGAAAAUCUUAGAGAAGCACGAUCCUUUGAAAAAUACUCAGGCAAAGUAUGGGGCAAUCUCACCUGAUGAGGCCAGCACUGUCCAAAAUUACGUGGAACACAUGCUUUUCUUAUUAAUUGAGGAGCAAGCAAAAGAUGCCUCGAUGGGGCCUAUUCUGGAGUUUGUGGUCUCAGAAAACAUCAUGGAGAAGCUUUUCCUUUGGAGCCUGCGGCGGGAGUUCACCGAUGAGACAAAAAUUGAGCAACUCAAAAUGUAUGAAAUGCUCGUAACCCAGUCUCAUCAGCCUUUGCUGCAUCACAAGCCCAUUUUGAAGCCUUUGAUGAUGUUGCUGAGUUCCUGCUCAGGAACAACCACCCCAGCAGUGGAAACAGAGUUGGUUGUCCUCUUGAACCAGCUCUGCUCUAUAAUAGCCAAAGAUCCUUCCAUUUUAGAACUGUUUUUCCACACUAGUGAGGACCAAGGAGCUGCCAAUUUCCUCAUUUUUUCCCUGCUGAUCCCCUUCAUUCAUCGAGAAGGAACAGUAGGCCAACAGGCCCGGGAUGCACUGCUUUUCAUAAUGUCUCUGUCUGCAGAAAACAACCUUGUUGCAAAUCACAUAGCAGAAAACACCUAUUUUUGCCCAGUGCUAGCAACAGGACUAAGUGGCCUCUAUUCAUCUUUGCCUACAAAGCUGGAAGAAAAAGGAGAAGAAUGGCACUGCCUGAUGAAAGAUGACUGGCUUUUGUCACCAGCCCUUGUACAAUUCAUGAAUUCCCUUGAAUUUUGCAAUGCUGUGAUACAGGUGGCACAUCCCUUGAUACGCAACCAGCUUGUGAAUUACAUUUACAAUGGAUUUUUGGUGCCCGUAAUGGCUCCUGCGCUCCAUAAGAUGACAGUGGAGGAAGUGAUGACUACGACUGCAUACCUGGAUCUCUUCUUGCGCAGCGUUUCAGAGCCAGCACUCCUCAAGAUUUUCCUCCGCUUUAUUUUGCUGCACCGACAUGAGAAUGUUCAUAUCCUGGAUACACUUACCAGCAGAAUCAACACACCAUUCCGGCUCUGUGUGGUCUCCUUGGCCUUGUUCAGAACUCUCAUUGGCUUGCAUUGUGAAGAUGUGAUGUUACAGCUAGUUUUAAGGUAUCUGAUCCCGUGCAACCACAUGAUGCUGAGCCAGCGGCGAGCUGUGAAAGAGAGAGACUGUUACUCUGUAUCUGCUGCAAAACUGCUGGCCCUGACACCUCUCUGCUGCUCCACUGGAAUCACUUUGACACUUGAAAGCCAAGGAAAAGACUAUAUUCUCUGGACAAAACCCGCACAAACAAAAGAUCCUGGUAUAUGCUCUUCUGAGUCUGCUUGCAUUGUGGAAUAUGGAAGGGCUGUGGACAUCAGCUACUUGCAGUACCUGGGGGAAGCUCAAGAGGCCAUCAUCCAGUGCAUGAAAGACUGUAAGGUUUGGUCUGCCUUGUAUGAUGGAGUAAAUCCUGAUCCAGACACCUUUAUCCAGACACUUGCAGAGGAGAAUGGUACGGAUGUGGAACACCCCAUGUUUCGGCUCCAGCAAAGGACACCGAGCUCAUGUAGCUCUGCUCAAGCAACUCCAUUCAGUGAGAAGAUGCAGCUGGAGCUAGAAUGGGAUGAUAGCUAUGACACAGGGAUUUCGCCUGGUUCUAAUGUGAGCUCACCACAACCAUACGAUGGUCUGGGAAGCACAGAAAUGCAGCCACCUGCAGAGCCCCCAAAACACAUUCAAGAAAUGAAAAAAAAUGCCAUUAUGCUCAUCAAAGGCUCUUACAUAGAGGAGUCAGACUUUCAGGAUGAUGUUAUGGUUUACAGGUUAUGUGCCCAGAAGGAUACUCAAGAUGACAGCUCCAAAGAGAAACCUUUAAAUGUGGCCAGAGAACACAAGGUGCAGAGCCAGACUGUAGUCAAUGGGUCUCUUGCAAAGACCCAGCUGGAAAUGGACUUGGAUGAGCACAGUAAGAGAGAUUCAAGCUCAACUAAAGGUGUAAUGAGAGAACAAAUAAACCAGAAAAUGACUGAGAUUGAUCCACAGCCAGACUUAGAAUUAAAGAUUUCUUCUCAGGAGGCAGAUUGUAACUUAAGUGUAAAACUGCUGAGCACAGAUGGUGAGGAUUUCAUUGCACAGUAUGAUAGAAUUAUUAAGGAACUGGAUCCAAACAGUGCAAGCUUGGAGGAGCAGAAGUUGGAUGCUCCUGAUCCUGUCUCUCCAGCAGAAGAAGAGGAGGACUUUGAGAAUUUCUCAGCAGAUACCCCUUCUGCAGAGAGCAUAUCAUCUCCCUUUGGACCAAAGGAGGAUGUCUCUCCCAAGCACUCUCCAAGGAGCCAGAGUGCUCCAUUUACAGGACCAUUCAUCAGCGUAGUGUUGUCGAAGCUGGAGAACAUGCUGGAGAAUUCCUUGCAUGUAAAUCUGCUGCUCAUUGGGAUUAUUACUCAGCUGGCAAGUUACCCACAGCCGCUUCUUCGCUCCUUUCUGCUCAACACCAACAUGGUGUUUCAGCCUAGUGUGCGCUCACUCUAUCAGGUGCUGGCAUCUGUGAAAAAUAAGAUUGAACAUUUUGCUUCCAUUGAAAAAGACUUCCCAGGUCUUCUCCUGGAGGCCCAACAGUACUUGCUUUUUCGUGUGGACAUGUCUGAUGCUGCGGAAGAAUUUCUCACCAAAGGUAAUGUCCAGCACAGCAGCAACACAGGGAAAGGAAGGAAUCUUCCUGAAGCUUACCCGGCUGUACUGCAGCCUUUCCUGGGACAGAAAGUAAAGAAAGGCCUGGCUCAUCCCAGCCUUCCUGCGCACGUGAGGAACGCAGUACUUGCAGCUGCCCUUUUCCCGGAGUUCCUGAAGGAGCUGGCAGCUCUAGCCCAGGAGCAUUCCAUUUUAUGUUACAAAAUACUGGGGGAUUUUGAAGAUUAUUAUUAGUGGGUUUUUAAAAUGUAUUUUAAAAAAGCUUUUGGCGUUUAAACAGAUUUUUAAUGCAAAGCUGCUUUCAAAAGAAGGUUGUACUUCAAUAUUUCCUGAAAAUACUUGAUUUGGAAAGGGGAUGAAGGAGGCAAAAUAAUAUUCCACUUAGGCCUUAUAAUUUGCCUCUGUGCUACAUAACUUAUUUGAGAUUUCUGAUACAGCUCUUACUGCAACUUCCUUUUUCAUACUUCCCUCUUUACAGAACCACCCUUCUUCAGUGUCACUAAUUCCUGCUGAAUUUCUGCUAUAGACAGUUGUUGGCUGGCUAAGAGACACAAACAUGUUAGCUUUUUCUGUUCCGGAAAGACUCUUCUGGAUAACUUGUUAGGAGACAAGUUUGUUUGAAAAAACAUUGCCCCAUGGGAAAAGUUCAUAGUAUAAAAAGACAUGCAAAAUCUGCACAAAACCCCCUUAUAUGUAAGGCUGUGCUUCUUGAUGUCAUUGUCGUCUUUGCCUCUUCCUUUGCUUCACCCUGAAGCCAGGUUCUUACCAAUCCACAUUCAACCCCCCCUUUUUAACUACAGGCUCAGGUUUUCUGAAUUCAAGUGAUCUUAUGUGUAGUAAACCCAUGAGUAGCUGGAAGCAGGUGCUGGGCCCUACACAUACCAUGUUGCCUUAUGUUGCAGACAGAUCUGCAGCUAUCAGCUGUUGGGCUUUGAAGUCCAAAGAAGUGUGUAAGUGGAUGUGGAUUGCAGACUGCCUGGAAUUUUCCUUGUGGUUCCUCAGCAUUCCUUGAUAACUCUUGCAUUGCUACCUAAGCCCGCGAGUAUGCCUUAUUUAGUAAGAUUUGCACAAAGUAAAAAACAAAAUGUUUCUAUGCAAGCUCUUAGUAGCGUCUAGUUUAUUUGUAUGCUUGUUUUAAUAAGCUAAAGAAAGAUACUCAGUAUCUUUCUGUAGCAUUAAAUAGACAGCAGGCUGGUUUUUGUCUUUUUUUGUCUUUUUUUUAUUAAAUGAAAAAGGUUUGCUUGCUCAUGAAA
This is a messenger RNA of Prinia subflava (tawny-flanked prinia), 6847 nucleotides long. RefSeq names its product FHF complex subunit HOOK interacting protein 1A (gene FHIP1A). Lineage: Eukaryota; Metazoa; Chordata; Aves; Passeriformes; Cisticolidae. The record is from RefSeq and is a predicted model, not a curated record. The coding region runs from base 2811 to 5828 and encodes 1005 amino acids. The transcript has 13 exons.